AUGGCUCACGCAGUGACGGCAGAUGACAUCAGGGAGGUUGAUACCAACGUUGCCACUCUUGGCCAUGUACGUCUCCGCCAUGUCGACACUCAAGAAAUCAUUUUGGUGCCAACUCCGUCUUUGGAUCCCAAGGAUCCCUUGAAUUGGCCAAGGUGGUUCAAGACAUACACAGCAAUUGCGGUGUGUCUAGCCAUCCUCAUGUGCAACUUUCUUGCUGCCGGACCGACACUUGCUAUUGUCGAGACUGCUCAAGACUUCUUCCCCGAUUGGCAGAAGACUGGUCUCGACGGUCCCAUCGCCAAGACUGCCUACUUUUUCAACUGCACUGCCUUAUUCCAGGGUCUCGGAAAUCUUUUCUGGAUGCCGUUAAUUAAUAAGUAUGGACGUCGGCCCUCAUAUGUAUGUGCUUUCACUCUAUAUGUCAUUACGGCUAUAUGGUGUGCCGUAGCUAAGCAAUAUGCCAACUUUCUUGUUGCUCGAAUCAUGAUGGGUUUUGCAGCUGGUGCAGGCGAAUGUCUUGCUCCUGUCACUAUUGCUGACUUGUUCUUCCUUCACGAACGUGGAACAUGGACUGCCGCCUACACCGCCUCGCUCAAUCUUGGUGUAGCUUCGGGGGCCAUCAUUGAUGGCUUUAUUGUUCGAUACCACCCUUGGAGGUACAUCUACUACGUUGCUAUCGCUAUCAUCGGCUUCGUUACCAUUCUGGUCUACCUGACCUUCCCAGAAACUGCAUACAUCAGAAAACCAGAGCCUCUUACCCGUGAAGAUGCUAAUGAUGCCGAAGGUAGUCGGUCCAGCAUCAAGGCUGGCGCAGAGCACGCGGAAGUCCGCCGUUUGGUUAGACCUACUCCCAAGGUCUCUGAGUUCCUCUGGAGAGGACUCAAACUUUAUAACGGCACCUUCACGGAAGAGUCACUUUGGAAAAUGAUAUUCCGUCCCGUGAUGCUCCUCGCUUUGCCCAAUGUUCUCUGGGCUACACUUGUUAUGUCUGUCACAAUUGGCUUCAUCACAGCAAUCACGUCGAACGUGGCUCCCGCCUUUGCUACUGCUUACGGCUUUGCCGCUUGGCAGUCUGGUCUGGCGUUCUUUGCUGCUGUUAUUGGUGCAUUUAUCGGCAUGUUCCUGGGCGGCUCGUUCUCUGAUUGGGUUGCUGAUAUCUUCACCCGUCGUAACGGUGGUAUUCGUGAACCUGAAUUCCGUCUACCAGCUAUUAUGCUCAGCGUAGUCUGCGGGCCAUUGGCACUCGUCCUUUACGGCGUUGGUAUCGAGCACAAAAUGCACUGGAUUGUACCAACCAUUGGCAUUGGCUUAAUCAACUUCUGUAUCACCCAAGCAACCAAUAUCUCCCUCGUAUACACUAUUGAUUGCUAUCGACCAAUUGCGGGUGAGAUCGUUGUCACUCAGCUCGCCUUUAAAUCCGCUUUUGGUUUCUUACUUGGUUUCUACACUAACCCUUGGGUGAAUGAGGCCGGUUAUCAGACUGCCUAUGGGACUAUGGCUGCUAUCUGCGGUGGUGUCUUGGUCCUCUGGAUCCCUCUCUUCUUCUGGGGUCACAAGAUUAGAGUUGCCACACUUAGCUGGGGCAUUAUGAAGUACGCGCACUGGGAUAUCGAUAGAGAGGUUGGCGAGUAA
Messenger RNA from Fusarium mangiferae, 1632 nucleotides. RefSeq lists its product as uncharacterized. The transcript is spliced from 4 exons. Gene Ontology annotation, biological process: transmembrane transport. Lineage: Eukaryota; Fungi; Ascomycota; Sordariomycetes; Hypocreales; Nectriaceae. Gene Ontology annotation, molecular function: transmembrane transporter activity. Bases 1 to 1632 code for a protein of 543 amino acids. The record is from RefSeq and is a predicted model, not a curated record.